AUGCUGACGAUAGCAACCGGCUGCUCUCAGGAAGUUAUACCAAUAUGGGUUCACUUGGUUAUUUUUGUACUCCGUAUAUGGUUUAUUGUGUACGACUGCAUAACUUACAUACCUUAUGAAAUACUGGAUUCGCCUACUGUCAAAUUAAGAAAGAGUGAAAAAAUACGGGCUAAACCCGUGAAGGAUAAGAGCACACCAUGGCGGAACAUAGAUGGUCCUAUUACUGAAGAUUUUCCAGGGAAAGAUACCGUAGACAAACUAUUCACCCAUGUUACCAAGUUAUUCGGAAACAAACCAGCUUUGGGUACUCGAGAACUGCUGCAAGUGCAAGAAGAAAUGCAACCGGAUGGACGGAUUUUUGAAAAAUGGGUUAUGGGCCGUUACAAGUGGCUAAGUUAUGCUGAAGUUCGUGAGCAAAUAGGUCGGAUCGCUUCAGGAAUAAAAGACUUCAAGGAAAAUAAUAGUCGCGCAGUAAUUUUUGCUGAGACUAGGGCUGAUUGGCUUAUCACUGUAUUAUCACUCUUUCGGAUCAAUGUACCAGUAGUGACAGUUUAUUCAAGUCUUGGAAAAGAGGCAAUUAUUCGGGCAAUUAUCGAAACAGAAGCUACAAUACUGAUAACAUCAGCAGAAUUGAUAUCAAAAGUAACAAAAAUUGGCAAAAAAUGUCCAACACUGCGCUCCUUAAUCUAUUUCCCUCCAGUACAUCCAUCUAAAAGACUGAUAAAUUUGAAUAUCUUACGCGAAGAGUUUAACAUAGUUGUGUCGCUGGAUGAUUUAGCAAAACAUGAAAAUAAUGUUCCAGAAGAAUCGCCAGCAAAACGAAACGACUUAGCUAUGAUAAUGUACACGAGUGGUACUACAGCGGCUGCAAAAGGAGUAAUGCUUACACAUUACAAUAUAGUGUCAGCAAUUGCUGGAUUAGGAUCAGGAGUGGCAAUUAUGAGUGAAACCGAUACGUAUAUUGGAUAUUUACCGCUAGCUCAUAUUCUAGAAUUUUGCGCGGAAAUGACCUCUUUGGCCAGCUACAUUUUAUUUAUCCGAGGUUGUCGUAUUGGUUACUCAAGUCCAUUUACACUUCAUGAUCGUAGCGCAAAGAUUAAAGAAGGCACUCGGGGAGACUGCCGCGCAUUAAAACCCACACUUUUGGCAGCAGUUCCUACAAUAAUGGAUAGAAUAUAUAAGGCAGUAAGCGAUGAACUUGCUGUAAGCUCGCCUCUUAAACGAGAAAUUUUUCAAUUGAUAUACGAACGAAAGCAUUUACGAUAUCAACAAGGAUAUGCAAGUCCAUUUUCGGACAGAAUUGUAUUCAAGAAGAUUCGGCGUUUUCUAGGGGGAAAAUUACGAGGUGUACUAUGUGGUGGAGCAGCGCUAAAUCCAGAAACGCAGCGCUUUAUGAAUAUUUGCAUGUGUUGUCCAGUUGUACAGGGAUAUGGUUUGACGGAAACAUGCGCGGCCGUUUGUGUAGCUGAUGUCAACGAUUUAAGUACCGGAACUGUGGGACCACCUCUUCGCUGCUCACAGAUAAUUCUCAGAGACUGGAAGGAAGGAGGGUAUUCGCCAUUUAACGAUCCACCUCAAGGUGAAAUACUUAUCUCUGGUGCAAAUAUAUCUCCUGGAUAUUGGAAACAACCGGAAAAAACAGCUGAAGAUUUUAUCAUUAUUGACGGGAUACGAUAUUUUGCAAGUGGAGAUAUAGGAGAAAUUCGUAAAGAUGGAUCAUUAUGUAUUAUUGAUCGAAAAAAAGAUUUGAUAAAACUUCAGCAUGGUGAAUAUGUAUCAUUAAGUAAGAUAGAAACUGCUCUCUUGAACUGCUCAUUAAUUGAUAAUAUUUGCUGCUAUGGAAAUCCAUUAGCAUCAUAUUUAGUAGCGCUUGUAGUACCGAACAGAAAUCAUCUCGCAAAAUUGGCUAGCGAUCUUGAAAUAAGCAGAUUAGCUUGGCCUCAGCUAUGCCAAAAUAGCAAAGUGAUUCGAGCAUUUUAUAGGGCCGUAGAAGAACACGCCGUCAGAAAUCAUUUGUUAAAAAACGAGUUACCAAAAAAAAUUCAUCUAUGUGAUGAAGUAUGGACAUCUGAAAACGGUUUACUUACUGAAGCACUGAAAAUAAAACGUCGUCCAAUCCAAGAAAAAUAUGAGAAAGUAAUCGCAGAGCUUUACAGUGAUGACAUAGUGAUAAGUGAUGUUAACAACGUAUAA
This is a messenger RNA of Thelazia callipaeda (thelaziosis nematode), 2193 nucleotides long. Lineage: Eukaryota; Metazoa; Nematoda; Chromadorea; Rhabditida; Thelaziidae. The record is from the annotation of a GenBank genome assembly.